Alternaria incomplexa is the source of this 573-nucleotide messenger RNA. RefSeq lists its product as uncharacterized. The record is from RefSeq and is a predicted model, not a curated record. The transcript is spliced from 3 exons. Gene Ontology annotation, cellular component: nucleolus; small-subunit processome. Lineage: Eukaryota; Fungi; Ascomycota; Dothideomycetes; Pleosporales; Pleosporaceae. The coding region runs from base 1 to 573 and encodes 190 amino acids.
AUGGGAGUCCAGAAGAAGACGCGCAAGUUUGCGCAAACCAAGAGGAUAGUUGGUAUGAAGAACCAAAUGGCCGGCGAGCUAGAAGCAAAGAAGAAAGAGGAAGAAAACAAGGCAAAGCGAGAAAUCCCCCAAGUCUCCUCCGCCCUCUUCUUCCAAGCCAACACCGCCCUCGGCCCCCCCUACUCCGUCCUCGUCGACACAAACUUCCUCUCGCACACCGUGCACGCCAAGCUCGAGCUCGACAAAGCGCUCAUGGACCUCUUAUACGCAAAAGCCACACCCAUAAUAACCACCUGCGUCAUGGCCGAGCUCGAGAAACUCGGUCCAAAAUACCGCAUCGCGCUGCGCAUAGCGCGCGACGAGCGCUGGCAGCGGCUCAAGUGCGAGCACAAGGGCACGUAUGCGGACGACUGUAUUGUGGAUCGCGUGCAGAAGCAUAGGAUUUAUCUGGUGGCGACGAAUGAUAGGGAUCUUAAGAGGAGGAUUAGGAAGAUUCCUGGUGUACCGAUUGUGAGUGUGGCGAAGGGGAAGUAUGUUAUUGAGAGGUUGCCGGAUGUGCCGGAUAGUCAUUAG